Molecule: messenger RNA, 696 nt
Organism: Stomoxys calcitrans (stable fly)
Lineage: Eukaryota; Metazoa; Arthropoda; Insecta; Diptera; Muscidae
Exons: 3
Coding region: 1-696 (231 amino acids)
Source: RefSeq, a predicted model, not a curated record
AUGGAGGAAUUGGAGUUUCCAGGCAUCAACUCUACCAAACUUUUCGUAACCCUAUUGGCCUUGAGCCUAGGCGCUGUGGUCUUCGCCCAAUCAAAUGGUAUUGAUGCAGCCGGAGACGAACCCUCUCAGGAAUAUUUACCCCCCACCGAGGAGGCAAAUGCUGCCAAAUUGGCUGAUGACGGUUAUCGCUAUAAGACUAUCAGAAAAUUGAAAUAUCGUGCCCGCCAUCGUCGUGAGGUCAACCAAGAGUAUUUGCCUCCAGUCAACAAUGAACCCACUCAAGAGUAUCUACCCCCUGGCGAGGAGAAGGCCGAAGAUGGUUAUCGCUACAAGACUGUGCGCACCUUGAAAUUCCGUUCCCGCCACAGACGUGAUGUUUCGGAAAUUGAACAACCUUCCAAGGACUACUUGCCCCCAGUCGAUGUGGAAUUGGCCCCUGAUCUAAAAACUGUUUUGGGUGAUGAUGGCUACCGUUAUAAAACUGUGCGUCGUUUGAAAUUCCGUCGUCAUAGACGUGAAGCUGAUAUGGCUGCUGCUGCCGAUAAAGACGCCGCUGCCGCCUACUUGCCUCCGGCCGAAGAGAUGCCUGCCGAUGAAGCCAAUGCUGAUAUGCCUGAGGCCAAGAGUGCUGAAUUGGCCCAGGAUGGUUAUCGUUAUAAGACUGUGCGUCGCAUCAGAUAUCGUUAUCGUCAAUAG